CGCUGAGGGGGGACAAGUGAGAGAGAAGAGAGAGAGAACCGGGCAGGAGCACACCGGGCAGUCGGGCGAAGAGAAGAGUUUCGGGCACUGGCAGAGGCAAAAGGUGAGGAGAUCUGGCCAGUCAGAGGGAAGUUUGGCAGUAACUGAAGAGCAAAGAAGGAAGCCCAGGUAGGAGUCAGUCCUUGGGCUCCUCUCAGCAUCCUGAUUCCUUCGCCAGUACUCAACCACCACCCACUCGGCAGCCUCCAGGCCCGGGACUGUCCCAGGUGGCUGCCGCUUGCGCGGCGCGGAAGAGGAGUCCAGUAAGGUUGCCGCACCACGCGCCGGGGUGCUCGGACUCCAGACAACACAAAUCUGAAAAAAAAAACACACUUGGCCUGGGUUUUCUAAAUUGUUAUGAACCAUGGCCCAGCUGUACUACAAGAAGGUCAAUUACUCACCAUACAGAGAUCGCAUCCCCCUCCAAAUCGUGAGGGCUGAGACUGAGCUGUCUGCUGAGGAGAAAGCCUUCCUUAGUGCUGUGGAGAAGGGGGACUAUGCCACAGUGAAGCAGGCACUGCAGGAGGCCGAGAUCUACUACAAUGUCAACAUCAACUGCAUGGAUCCUUUGGGCAGGAGCGCCCUGCUCAUUGCCAUUGAGAAUGAGAACUUGGAGAUCAUGGAGCUACUGCUGAACCACAGUGUGUAUGUGGGCGAUGCAUUACUCUACGCCAUCCGCAAGGAGGUGGUAGGAGCUGUGGAACUUCUGCUUAGCUACAGGAAGCCCAGUGGAGAGAAGCAGGUUCCCACGCUGAUGAUGGACACCCAGUUCUCUGAGUUCACACCAGACAUCACUCCCAUUAUGUUGGCAGCCCACACCAACAACUAUGAAAUCAUCAAAUUGCUUGUCCAAAAGAGGGUCACUAUCCCAAGGCCCCACCAGAUCCGCUGCAACUGUGUGGAGUGUGUAUCCAGUUCGGAGGUAGAUAGUCUACGUCAUUCUAGGUCCCGACUGAAUAUAUACAAGGCUCUGGCAAGCCCCUCGCUCAUUGCCUUAUCAAGCGAGGACCCCAUCCUCACGGCCUUUCGGCUGGGCUGGGAACUCAAGGAGCUGAGCAAAGUGGAAAAUGAGUUCAAGGCUGAGUACGAGGAACUUUCCCAGCAAUGUAAGCUCUUUGCCAAGGAUCUCUUGGACCAAGCUCGGAGCUCCAGAGAACUGGAGAUCAUCCUCAACCAUCGAGAUGACCACAGUGAAGAACUUGACCCACAGAAGUAUCAUGACCUGGCCAAGCUGAAGGUGGCAAUCAAAUAUCACCAGAAAGAGUUUGUCGCUCAGCCAAACUGCCAACAAUUGCUAGCCACCUUGUGGUACGAUGGCUUCCCUGGAUGGCGGAGAAAACACUGGGUAGUCAAGCUUCUGACCUGCAUGACCAUUGGAUUCCUGUUUCCUAUGCUGUCCAUAGCCUAUCUGAUCUCACCCAGAAGCAACCUUGGGCUUUUCAUCAAGAAACCCUUUAUUAAGUUCAUCUGCCACACAGCAUCCUAUCUGACCUUCCUCUUCAUGCUUCUCCUGGCUUCUCAACAUAUCGUCAGAACAGACCUCCAUGUUCAAGGACCUCCCCCAACUGUUGUGGAAUGGAUGAUACUGCCUUGGGUUCUAGGUUUCAUUUGGGGGGAGAUAAAGGAAAUGUGGGAUGGUGGAUUCACGGAAUACAUCCAUGAUUGGUGGAACCUGAUGGAUUUUGCAAUGAACUCCCUCUACCUGGCAACUAUUUCCUUGAAGAUCGUGGCCUAUGUCAAGUAUAAUGGUUCUCGUCCAAGGGAAGAAUGGGAAAUGUGGCACCCGACUCUGAUUGCAGAAGCACUCUUCGCAAUAUCCAACAUUUUAAGUUCCUUGCGUCUCAUAUCCUUGUUCACAGCCAACUCCCAUUUAGGGCCUCUGCAGAUCUCUUUGGGACGAAUGCUGCUUGAUAUACUCAAAUUUCUCUUUAUCUACUGCCUAGUACUACUGGCUUUUGCCAACGGACUGAACCAGCUUUACUUUUACUAUGAGACCAGAGCUAUUGAUGAACCUAACAACUGCAAGGGGAUCCGAUGUGAAAAACAGAACAACGCCUUCUCCACGCUCUUUGAAACCCUUCAGUCGCUCUUCUGGUCUGUCUUUGGCCUCCUAAAUCUCUAUGUUACCAAUGUGAAGGCCCGACAUGAGUUCACUGAGUUUGUGGGAGCUACGAUGUUUGGGACAUACAACGUCAUCUCCCUGGUAGUGCUGCUGAAUAUGCUCAUCGCCAUGAUGAACAACUCCUACCAGCUCAUUGCCGAUCAUGCUGAUAUUGAGUGGAAGUUUGCGAGAACAAAGCUCUGGAUGAGUUACUUUGAUGAAGGUGGCACCUUACCACCUCCUUUCAACAUUAUUCCCAGCCCCAAAUCAUUUCUCUAUCUUGGCAACUGGUUCAACAACACCUUCUGUCCCAAAAGAGACCCUGAUGGAAGACGAAGGAGGCACAACUUGAGAAGCUUCACAGAACGUCAUGCUGACAGCCUGAUACAAAAUCAACAUUAUCAGGAAGUUAUCAGAAAUUUAGUCAAGAGAUAUGUGGCUGCAAUGAUAAGAAACUCCAAAACAAAUGAGGGGCUAACAGAAGAAAAUUUUAAGGAAUUAAAGCAGGACAUUUCCAGCUUUCGAUAUGAAGUGCUUGACCUCUUGGGAAACAGGAAACAUCCAAGAAGAAGCCUCUCCACCAGCAGUGCUGAUUUCUCUCAAAGGGAUGAUACCAAUGACGGCAGUGGUGGGGCUCGGGCCAAGUCUAAGAGUGUCUCUUUCAAUGUAGGCUGCAAGAAAAAGGCCUGUCACGGUGCACCGCUCAUCAGAACCGUGCCAAGAGCUAGUGGCGCCCAAGGAAAGCCAAAAUCCGAGUCGUCGAGCAAACGGUCCUUCAUGGGUCCGUCUUUCAAGAAAUUGGGUCUCUUCUUCUCCAAGUUCAAUGGUCAAACAUCUGAACCUACUUCGGAGCCAAUGUACACAAUCUCUGAUGGCAUCGCACAGCAGCAUUGUAUGUGGCAGGACAUCCGCUAUUCUCAGAUGGAGAAAGGGAAGGCAGAGGCCUGUUCUCAAAGUCAGAUGAACCUUGGCGAGGUAGAGCUAGGUGAAAUCCGGGGGGCUGCUGCUCGGAGCAGUGAGUGCCCCCUAGCCUGUUCCAGCUCCCUUCACUGUGCAUCCGGCAUCUGCUCCUCAAAUUCGAAACUUUUGGACUCGUCAGAGGACGUAUUUGAAACUUGGGGAGAGGCUUGUGACUUGCUCAUGCACAAAUGGGGUGAUGGACAGGAAGAACAAGUUACAACUCGGCUCUAAGUCAAAUCCCCGUCAUCUAUUCUGGAAUUCAAGAGAAUAUUUGUAAUUUCCCUGUUCUCAGAGGUGACCCCAAAUUUGGUUCCCUCCCUGUCCCCAACACACACACACACACACACACACACACACACACACACACACACACACACCAAGGAGUGAAACUCCUAUUACUUUCAGUCUUUUCUAGCCACAUUCUUCAUGUUUUGUUUCACUGUCAUUAUCAUUUGCCUUUUUAUAUCUAUAAAUACUAAAUCCAUCUCAAAAGCAACUGAAGGGGUCCUGCCCCUAAUGAGCAGAGGUGCGGUCGGGUGCUUUAACCCCUUUGCUUUGCUUUGUUCACCCUUGCCUCCUUGAAGCUCCAGGUGCCACUUUGCUACCAUAGCUGCCGCAUAGAUUCCUGACAUGCCUCAGGAUCUCACACCCAUCUCCCCACAGAGCUGAGGGCUACGGUCAGCAGUCCCUACCAGCUAUCAGAUAAGGCUAAUCAACCUGCCUGUCUUCGUUGCUCUUCAGUGCUACACGCUGCCCAUGCUGGUCCGAUGAACAGCAUUAAAGGGAGACUCCAAAGAAUUGUCAGCUUGUGGUUUCUAGGUAGAACUGGCCUUUCCGUUCCGUUUUUAAACACUACAAGUACUAAUUGUGGGGACUGUAGAGGUUUUGUUUCGUAAAUGUGUGUUAGUUUCUUAACGUGUAGCAAUGAGAUAUUUACUGUACAGUGCGUACCACAUAAUAAGUUAGCUAAUUUCCUGUGUUUGUAUAUUUCGGUUAACUUACCAUACCUUAAAAUUUGAGAGUAUCAAAACUAGUAUUUAGGAUGUGUACUUUUUUCAAAAAAAAAAAACUUUUACUGUACUUUAACUAAUAGUUACUACAUCUCAUACAUUGGCAAGAAAAAUAAUUAGUUGGUAUAUUUAUAGGGUCCUAUCUACUGUGGAUAGUUUUAAUCAUCAUUGAUAUAAAAGCAUUUCUAAGAUUAAAGUCUGGAUUUGAAAUAUUUUUAUCAGAAAAAUGACAAUUUAUUGAGGUGUUAAAAUUUGGGGGGAAAAUGCACCUCAAUUUAAUUAAUUGCUUUCUGGAAAGAAAACCCAACAGAUACAAAUGUAGGUUCAGAUAACUGAAUUCAGAUUGCAGCUGCAGUAUCUACUGGGGGACAGUGGAAAGCACAUGUAUGAGCUCUUGGAUAUAGAACAUAAUAAUCCUAGUGGAUUUGUAGAACUAUACUUGUGGUCUAAGUUCUGCCUUCCAAGAAAGCUGCAGUUAUACAUUCCAAUUCUUUCCCAUAGGCAAGGAGUACUUAAUCCGAAUAUAAGUUAAAAAUGAAGCUAGUUUGCGGAUGGUAAUCACCUUAGAACUGAGACCCACCAAACAGCUGAGCAAACAUGGGUUUACCAACAUAUGCUCGGCUUGUAGAGAUUAACAAUGUCUAUGGCAGAAACGUUAAAGAAGGCUGUUGAGUACCACUUGGUCUUUUUAAAGGUCACCACCACCAAGGACUCCUUCACAUUUUUGUGAUGUCUGCUAGAGGUGAAGGGGGAAACUGUGAAACAAUGUAAAUGUGUCUGCAAGCUUGCUUUUGACAGAGUAGUUUAAGUCAAACUGACUUUCCAUCUCUAUCCCUAGCAUUGGUGAAUGAGGGGGAAAAUGUUUCAUGUGGAGAUGAGCCAAAUUAGGGGCAAGGGAGGCAGGAAGUGCUGCUGGAUACAACUCAGAUACCCAGAAAAAGGAACUAGGAGAGUAAGAUCCAUCAGCAUCCAUUUGGCUGGCAAGGGUUUGUUCCAAAAUAAUCUAUCUUAUCUGAAGUGCUCAUUUAUUCAAAUCCAACUGCUGCCCUACUUUUUCUAAGAGCGCCUAUCACAAAUAGCUCUGACACAAAGACAGCUUACUUUCUAAAAGGAAGAGAUCUAAAGUCACAAUUUCAACUUUCCCAACAGUAAAUUCUAUUCUUAAUAAUAAAUGGGGCUGGAGAGAUGGCUCAGCAGUUAAGAGCACUGAGUGCUCUUUCAAAGGUCCUGAGUUCAAAUCCCAGCAACCACAAGGUGGCUCACAACCAUCCAUAAUGAGAUCUGACAUCCUCUUCUGAUGUGUCUGAAGACAGCUACAGUGUACUUAUAUAUAAAAUCAAUAAAUUAAUCUUUAAAAAAAUGACCCUUCAGCCCAGUGAUGGUGGGGCACACUUUUAAUCCCAGUACUCAGGAGGAGGCCAGCCUGGUCUAUAGAAUGAUUUCCAGGACAGCCAGGGCUACACUGUGUAUAAAUAAGCAAACAAACGAACAAGUAAAUAAAUAAACCUUGAGAAAUACUGUAUAGAAAAUAUACAAACCUAAACUAUAAUCCGAACUCAUACUGCCAACAAAGCCAACAUAAAACAUAUAGUCAAAACAUUUUUCUCACCAAUACACCAACUACUGAUGAUCUAGGCAUAACUGUUCUAGUGAUCAGAAAACAGGGUAGCAAGCCAUGAAGUCAUGCUUCAAAGCAGUCUAUUAUAUUCUGAAAGGUGAGGACAGAUAUACCACAACAGCCAAUCUCUGCUACUGAAAGACACUAGUCCCAUAUUUCCUGGGAACACAUUGCAGUACAGAUCACCUCAGGGUUAUCAUGUUUGUGAUGUGGACUUAGGACAUCAUUAGCUAUGUUGAGGUCUCAUUUACUAUGAAGGUUAAAACUAAACAGGGAUUGCCCUAAGUACCAUAUAGGUGAUAGCAACAUAUUAACUUUAAGCUAAUACCAAGUAGGAGAAAGGCAUCAUUCUACCCUGUUAAUCAGCUACUGUUUAAAAACAUUUCAGGGAUAGAGAACUUUAACAGUCAGCCCUGAGUUCUGUCUGCAGUACCUUUUUUUUUUUUCUUUUAAGGGGGCUGGAGUGAUGGCUUGGUGCUUAAAGGCACUCAGUCUAACAAAGGGCCUACCCCGAUUCUAUUCCCAGCACCCAAAUGGCAGCUCAAUCUGUCUGUAACUCUAGUUCAAGGGCCUCUGACCUUGCUGUUAUCCUACUUGGGAAUUUUGAAUGGUGAGGAAGCAGUAUUAACUUAGUACUUUUUUCCUGGCAUGUGCUAAAAUCAAUAGCCACAAGAGCAUCCUCUGUAGAGCUGUUAAAGCAAAAGCUAUCCAAUUUAGCUUUUCUACUUCUGAGGACAGAAGACACUUAGACCAGAAAAAACUAACCCAAGGAAUAUAUACACUUUGGCAAAGAAAAUCUACAUAGACUUAUUGUAUACGUAAGACAUUACAAUUCCUAAUGCUGCCACGGGAGCUUAGCAGCUCGUCAGUAUGUUCAGAGAAGGUCCUAGUCGGUGGCUUUGGAGCUUUACUUUGAGAAAGUGGGGUGUUGAAGAAACAGAAGAAUUAAAUGUUAGAAUGAUACAGGCAACAAGCUAAGGUGCUACAUCAUCUUCACACUCAGAAUUGAUUUUUGCAACUUAAAAUCAACUUUCAAUGUGCUUGGAGUAGUGGCAGCUUUACAAGGAUAAGUACAAUGCCUCCUAGGGAAAUUUUAAAGGACAACAGACUUAAGUAGAGACCCUCCACUGAUUAGGGAGCCAUCAAAAUUUAACCCCUGAAAUCCUUAUAUUUAAAUAGCAAAUUCCAUCAAGAGUUCCAAUAGCCCAAGUUCUAAACAAACUGACAACUGUCUUUCUAGAUCUUCAGUAAUCUAAAAGACAAAUUUUAUCAUGUACACAUUCUACAAGUAGGCUGUUAGCAGGAUUAACAGGACAAAUGAAUUUUUAAAAAGCCCUCAAGAUUCUACAGAAAAAAAUGGAGAAGACAGUUUUUGGACCGGACAUUCAUAGUAGCAGAUGUAAUGAGACAGGGCUCAAAUAGAAAGGCAGCUAGUUGAAUUCUCAAGUCAUCUAAAAGUACUAUGUUCAAAGUAGGUAUUUCUAUAGAUGAUCUAACCAUUUUAUUUACAACUUCACCAUGUCUUUAAACAAUGAGGGCAGUUGCCUGUAUUCAAUAGGAAUGACAACUAGACCUGACAUACUUGGGAAGGAGCAGCAGUCAGAAUUUAAAAUGGUUUUUAUGACCUCUAGAACCAAUGGCACUAACAUCCAUGUUAGUGUAGGUUCAUAAGGAGAGUUCUAAACGCAGGCCGUCAACCACAUUAGUUUACUUAAUGUUAAAGGAAAUAAUUUCAUAAAGUAAUAACUUCGGAUUUAACUAUCUGAAUUCUCCCUUUAAACACAAUAUGGCCAUGUUCUUAUAUUUCAGUGGUACAACUAUAACAGACCUUGUCCAAGAUCAUUUCAGUUCAGAUAAGACUAAACAUAACUUUCUCCAGAGAAAAUACAUGGAUAUGUUUUUAUUCUUUCAUGUGCACACUAGGGGUAAUAUUCAAGAAGAGAGGAAUAUUCUAACUGCUUACGGAUUCUAUUUCUUCAAGAUUUUAUAAAAGGGGGAUAAGAAGUUGCUUUCUAGUCAGUGACUGAUUGCAAUUUGGAGCUACAGCCUAACAGUUGAUAGGAAAGAAAAACUAGAAAACAGAGGCUAUGCUUAUCAAAUUUUCUCCGCGUAGUCCCUUACAUCAACAUAGAAUGUUUGUCAAAAUUAAGGUUAAAAUUUUACCUCCUGAGUUUAAUUUAUGAAAAGGGAGAGAAAUUUCAGUGUUUGUGCAAAUGGCAUUUUGGCUCUCUGGAUUAUUUUAAAAGCUAAAAACCUGAGUAACAACUUUUAUCUAAAUAUUUUCUGUAAGAAGUGUGAAGUUAGUGUCAACCUGAAAUGUGUGAAAAACUUGUAUAAUAAUUUCGUGUGUUUUUAGCUUCAGUAUGAAGAAAAAUAAAGCAUUUCCUUGCCCUCCCACAAAAUGUAUGGCUAUUUAGAAAUAAGGUGUUUGUUCCUCCUUUUCCAAUGUAACCAUUUAUACCUAUUAAUAAAUGUUCAUGAACAGCAUUGGGUUUCAAAUGAUAAUUUAACCUGCAAAAACACUAACAGAAGACUACUGUAGUUCAAAAUAUUCUGAAGUCCGACUGAGAAGCAACGUUAUCUCAAUUUCUAUAGUUCCUAUGUAAAAAGUUUUUACUAUAAAGUGCUGAAAUAGUAAAACCUAAUGGUUCAUUCACCUCAAUUUCAACUACAUGCUUGGACUAUGUACUUCAAAAAAAGUAGUUUUACCCAGAGCUAUGAAUAUACCUGAGACGUAUAAAACUUUAAGUACUCAAUUAACUAUCCCAUCGCCU
Messenger RNA from Mus musculus (house mouse), 8502 nucleotides. RefSeq names its product transient receptor potential cation channel, subfamily C, member 5 (gene Trpc5). Gene Ontology annotation, biological process: regulation of membrane hyperpolarization; transmembrane transport; monoatomic ion transport. Lineage: Eukaryota; Metazoa; Chordata; Mammalia; Rodentia; Muridae. Bases 404 to 3331 code for a protein of 975 amino acids. Gene Ontology annotation, cellular component: membrane; calcium channel complex; growth cone. The transcript has 11 exons. The record is from RefSeq and is marked validated. Gene Ontology annotation, molecular function: clathrin binding; actinin binding; monoatomic ion channel activity.